UCCUCUUUGUGUCUCCGGGUUUCGUCUGACAUCCAUCUGAAUGUAGCUGGAAGCUUCCCGGUUCCGCUCCUGACAACCCUGGACGGAUUCGUGUCGACUGCCCAGAGUCCGCGAAUUCAAGUCCGCUGUCUCCCGUUAUCAGCAAAUCUAUCGUUUUCCGAAUAAUAAUAAUAAUAACAACAAGAGGACGAAGCCAGAAGCUCAGUUAAAACCAAGCCGGUGACCAGUGAGACUGACCACCCAACUCCCAUCAACAUGUCACUGCACCAGUUUCUGCUUGAGCCCAUCACCUGUCACGCCUGGAACCGGGACAGAACCCAGAUCGCCAUCAGUCCCAACAACCAUGAGGUUCACAUCUAUCAGAAGAGCGGUAACCAGUGGGUGAAGAGUCAUGAGCUGAAGGAGCACAAUGGACACAUCACAGGUAUCGACUGGGCUCCUAAGUCCGACCGUAUCGUGACGUGUGGGGCGGAUCGUAACGCCUACGUCUGGUCUCUGAAGGACGGCGUCUGGAAGCCCACGCUGGUCAUCCUGAGGAUCAACAGAGCUGCGACCUUCGUCAAGUGGUCUCCUCUGGAGAACAAGUUCGCUGUGGGCAGCGGAGCCAGACUCAUAUCAGUCUGUUACUUCGAGUCUGAUAACGACUGGUGGGUGAGUAAGCACAUCAAGAAGCCGAUCCGUUCCACCGUCCUCAGUCUGGACUGGCAUCCUAACAACGUGCUGCUGGCGGCUGGAUCCUGUGACUUCAAAUGCAGGGUGUUCUCGGCCUACAUCAAGGAGGUGGAGGAGAAGCCGGGCCCCACCCCCUGGGGGUCCAAGAUGCCGUUUGGGGCGGUGCUGGCUGAGUUUGGGGGUGCCGGGGGAGGAUGGGUCCACUCUGUGUCCUUCUCCUCAUCUGGUAACAGACUGGCCUGGGUCUCACACGACUCCACUGUCACUGUGGUGGAUGGUACCAAGGGAUCCACUCCGUCUCAGUUGAAGACAGAGUUCCUCCCUCUGCUCAGUGUUCUCUUCAUCUCUGAGAACAGCGUAGUGGCAGCGGGUCAUGACUGUUGUCCCAUGCUGUUCCGUUGUGAUGACGGAGGGUCCCUGACGUUUGUCUCUAAGCUGGACCUUCCCAAAGCCUCCAUCACUAGAAACAUCUCCGCUAUGGAGCGUUUCAGAAACAUGGACAAGAGAGCGACUACAGAGGACCGUAACACAGCCCUGGAGACACUGCACCAGAACUCCAUCACUCAGGUCUCCAUCUAUGAGGGAGACCAGUCUGACUGUCAGAAGUUCUGCACCACGGGCAUCGAUGGAGCCAUGACCAUCUGGGACUUCAAGAGUCUGGAGGCGUCCAUCCAGGGGCUGAGGAUCAUGUGAAGGACCAGCUAAACAACCCCCCUUUCCCUGACACCCCCCUCCAAGCGGCCAGUAACAGUCUGACCACGCUAAGAAGUAUCUGAUUAAAAAGCACUGACUACACACACUCACACACACGCACACCGACACACACACGAACACGCACACCGACACACACACGCACACCGACACACACACGCACACCGACACACACAUGCACACCGACACACACACACAGACACACACACACACACAGACACACACACACACACCGACACAUACACACACCGACACACACACACACACGCACACACACACACCGACACAUACACACACCGACACACACGCACACACACACACCGCACCACAUACACACACCGACACACACACACACACACACACGCACCGACACACACACGCACCGACACACACACGCACCGACACACACACACGCACACCGACGCACACCGCACACACACACACACACACACACACACACACCCUCUCUGAGCUGACAUUACCACUGAUUGUUUGUUUAUGUAAACCAAGGGUCAUAGGUCAACUUGACGACCCCGGGAUGUUUAUGUAAACGAAGGGUCAUAGGUCAACUUGACGACCACAUCAGUGUGUGUUUUUUUAUUUAAAUGUAGUAAUAAUAACAACAGGUGUUUUGUCUCUGAAACGACUUCGGCACUACAACACUAAGUUACCAUUGAAGGAUGUGCUGUGAAGCCAAUGUGACCAGAUGGCACACUAUUCCCUAUAUAGUGCACUACUUUAGACCAGAGUCCUAUAGAACCCUAUUCCCUAUAUAGUGCACUACUUUAGACCAGAGUCCUAUAGAACCCUAUUCCCUAUAUAGUGCACUACUUUAGACCAGAGUCCUAUAGAACCCUAUUCCCUAUAUAGUGCACUACUUUAGACCAGAGUCCUAUAGCGGCUAUAUCCUCUGUGUUGUGUCCCUAUGGGCCCAUGGUCAGAAAUAGUUCACUGUCAAGGAACUAGGGUGCUAUUUGGGAUGGUUCCUAUGUCAUUAGAUGGAGGAUGUACCUAUGAUGUGUCUAAUUCAGCUGCAGGAGAAAUAAAGAAUCAAUUGACACUA
Oncorhynchus keta (chum salmon) is the source of this 2446-nucleotide messenger RNA. RefSeq names its product actin-related protein 2/3 complex subunit 1A-like. The record is from RefSeq and is a predicted model, not a curated record. Gene Ontology annotation, biological process: Arp2/3 complex-mediated actin nucleation. Gene Ontology annotation, molecular function: actin filament binding. Gene Ontology annotation, cellular component: Arp2/3 protein complex; actin cytoskeleton. Lineage: Eukaryota; Metazoa; Chordata; Actinopteri; Salmoniformes; Salmonidae.